AUGCAGUCUAUCUUGAAAGAAGACCUGGGUUUAUUGAAAGCUGGAUAUGAAGAGUCCAAGAAAGCUUAUGAGAAGAAACUUGGUGCUAGUAAUGUUAAGGAAAACACCUUAUUUGCAUUGGCAUGGGAUGUUGUUGAAUAUGAAACACUGUCAAAGCAAAAUCUCUCAUUCCAAUCUGACAUAUUACCAAUUGUUUUAAGACUGCAAAAUAGUGAACAGUUGGAUGGAAACAUUGCCAAAUUUUUCACAGAAAUGCGCAAAGGUUUGCUACCAUACUGCAAAGGAGUAUUUGGAAAGCAAAGGGAGGCAGCAAGCCAUGUGUUUUCAUUCAUGAUUUCUGAAGAGCAGAGAAACAUCAAACCGUAUGCUAUUCCUGUGAGAUUCCUUACGUACAGUUCAAUAACAGACAAGACAGUUCGAGAUUUAAAGAGGCAGUUGGUUGAUGAAAUGAGGAAACUGGACAUGCUGAGUGUUGGUAUGUACUGUACAUAUUUGAUUCCAAGUAUCACACACUUAUGUAUUUGUACUGUAGUGUAUACUAUAUAGCUUUUACAGAUUUAGGUAUCAUAAUGCAGUAAUCCAUUAAUAGGCAAUAUCACUGCAAACAAAAUAAUGUCGACACCGUUCUUAUGUCCACUUAGUAUGUUUACAUUAUGUACAUUUUAUCAUUUUCUAGGAUUUGUCACGGACGGAGAGUUCAACUCUUUACGAACGAUGGGCGCUGAAAGACCACUAUCAAUUAUUGAACUGAUUGCGAUUGCCAGAAAACAUGCUAAAAGUGACCGAGUUCAAGACAUCAAGAAGUACUUAACUCCUGUUGUGAAAGAAGGUACAUUACAGAGGUUGUGUGUGGGGAAAAUCGUAACGGGAAAGGUGUAAUUGGGAUUUCAUUACUUAACCUAAAUCCAGAUUAUUUUAUCCACACCCAGAUGAACACCCUAAACGCCCGAUUGUCAUUGACUCGUUAUUCUAUGACUAUGUGCAAUUACUUUAUUGUCUAGGAGUUGUUCUCCCAGAGCUUGGGCAUGAAGCUGUUCCUCUUGAAGAUGUGCAAUGGCUUCACGAGUUCAUGAAGAAUGGUGGUGGGGACGGGACCGGCAUUGCAUUUGGAAAAGCUGUUUUCAUGCUAAGAAGAAAGCAUUAUCCUUUUCAUUACGAUCCUCAUCCAUGGAUUGCAGGUACAUGUACUCAUUGUACAGCUGUUUCAGUUAAGGUUGUCUCCAAGCAAAGCGGAAAAGUAGAAUAUGAGCGCGAAAGGCUGCUUAGAAUUGCUAAAAAAAUUCAUUAAUUUUUUAGCAACUCCGAGCACUCAGCAGCCUUUCGCGCUCGUAUUUGACUUUUCAUUGCUAUCGUUUGUUUCCCUCUCGAAAUAUAGUUCUUAAUGUUUUUUUGUCAUUUUAAUUGCGCCUGUGGUAAAAAUUGCCACGCGUGGUAAUGAUCUUCAAGCGGGCCUGGGUCUCAACUCUUGAAACCAAUUUGGCAAUUGUAAUUUUACCGUACAGGACAUUUAACGAAACCUUCAUUAAAGUUCAUACUGUACGAGUCAUUGGCUUCGUAAAUAGCCUGAAUGAUACGGACAAAACAUUCAAAGAAACGUAAUAAAAUGACUAGUAAACAAUUUGAAUUCUCGAUUUAUGAGGAAUAUUUUUGUAUGAUUAUUUAUGUUACGUUAUGUUAUGUUAUAACAAAUGUUAUUUUAUAAAACUCAUUCUUGACAGGUAAAUCCGAAACCCUUGGUGAUGUACUCAAGUCACUGAUGGCAACAUACCAUUAUAAGAAAUUGAUUCAAACCUACGAGUCAGCUGGUGUGGACUUCCGCAACCACAUCUACAAUCCAGAAUGUGACCAGAACUCUGGCGAAUUCUUUCACGAAAGAGAAGACCAUAACCAUCUCUUGAAAAGGAUCACCAAUUGUCUGCGGUCUGGUGAAAUACCCAAUAUUAGGUUGCAAUAUUUUAGAGAUGCACUAAACGAUCCAUCAACUGGGUUGACGAAAUCCGCUCUUACUGGUGUAAACAAGCAGUCAGUUCCGGACUGCGAACGCAUGUUCUCAGUUGGGAUGAUUGAUUUCAUGCAGAAGAAUGGUCAUGCAAAUGAGAUGGCCUUCCUAACAUUGGUGCACAAUUGGCACAAAGCUUCUGAUGGCAGAGGGAUAGACGAAGAUACGCGGCAUCUUUAUAACAAGCAGAUGCUAAAUUGGGUUCUCGACGACUGGAUGCCUUGGCAUCGUGACAAUUAUGACUUUAGCACCAUUGAUGUUAACAGGUACGUACUACACUGAGACGUCAAGUAGAAAAACAAGGACGUGGAAAGCCUUUGUUUUAGACACAAUUUUUAAGAUUUUUUAUAAAAUGUAAAAGAAUUGUUAUGUGGAUUGCAUGGAAUGCGAAUAUGCAUAAGAGGUUUAUUACAUGAAUGGCAGAAACGAAUUGCAAACUUUAAAAGUACACAGUAUAAUUAUGGUAUUGUGAACAUAUUCGGUAAGGAGAUAUGUUACAUACAAAUUUUUGUACAUUGUCGAGAUAAUACACCCUUCCGGAAAUUACGUCAUUUGGCUAUAGAGCCUUGUUUCGUAAUUGGCAAGGCUUGGAUUUAACUAAUCUCAAAUACACGAAAACGAGGCAGUAUGGCCAAAUGAUGUAAUUUCUGGAUUGGUGCAUUGUACAUACAUAAUAUCAUUGUUUUUAGACGAAUUAAAGGUAUUCAAGGGCUCACUAGAGAAAUAAUUAUUGGCCUGACAACAAACAUUGAAAGCCAGGAGCUGCGGCGAUGCGAGUAUCAAUCAAGAGAUCUUGUCCCGGAACACCCAAGAGCAAGCUCAACCGAUGAUGUGGAAGGACUGGUUGGAAUGCUCCAUGACAUGUUUGGCCCAGUUUUUGACCAUAAAACACUGCUUGACCAAAUGCAAAAAGUUUUCAAUGAAUUUGCAAAACGAAUGGACCCACAACUUCCAUAUUAUUACUGGACAUCGUACAAAGAGAGGUACCAUUCUGACCCAUUACCGCAUUUUAACGAGCCCUCAACAGAUGGAAAAGAACGGUUGGACGGGGUAAAGAUCUCACGGCGUGCUGAUCCUGGUGUUUUUGUUUCGAACAGAGCACAAUUGCCUCAGAAAAACAGUUUAACUGUGCGUGCAACCUUUCACAGAGCGCCAGAAAGCUUACCAGAACUUGCAGUUGACAUAUAA
This is a messenger RNA of Paramuricea clavata, 3187 nucleotides long. Lineage: Eukaryota; Metazoa; Cnidaria; Anthozoa; Malacalcyonacea; Plexauridae. The record is from the annotation of a GenBank genome assembly.